Messenger RNA from Schistosoma bovis, 5711 nucleotides. NCBI's taxonomy places the organism in Eukaryota, Metazoa, Platyhelminthes, Trematoda, Strigeidida, Schistosomatidae. The record is from the annotation of a GenBank genome assembly.
AGUGAUCAUAGUGAUUGACUAUUUGGUUGAUCUGUUUUUGAUUCGUGACUUGAUGAUUGUAAGGAAUUACCGGGUGAAUUAGUGUUUGAAUUUUCAAGAUCACUUUGACCUUUAUCUUGGUGGAACAAACUGUAUCUCGCAUUAUUUUGACAAUUUAUCAUGCUUUCACCUUUCUGUGUAUGAAACCUAUUAAAACUUGUACAGAAAAAUGCCAAAUCCCCGGGAAUUCGUUGGAGCUAGCUCAGGUUCUAGGAGAGGACGUCGUUCAUAUCCAAAGGUUGAAACUUUGAAUAAAGGAUUAAACUGUGAACCUAUAAUAUUUCAUCGUGAAUAUACUAAACGAAUUUUACCUCAGUCUUCAAGAGGUAAACCUAGAGGCAAAGCUGGUCGCCCUCGGAAAUAUAAAGUGGAGGUUUCAAAAAAUUACCAGGAUUCUCCACCUAUUUCUGAAACGUUGGAUUCAUUUGCUCGUUCUCCUAGUCUUUCAUCAGAUAAAACACCAUGUAAACGUCAACGCAGAUUGUCAAAAGAUGAUCCUAAUUCUAUUCCUCGUCUUACUAGUCAGAAGUCUGAUCGAUCGAGUAUCAAGAUCAAGUCAGAUGAAGCUGUCUACAAACUGUCAGUGUCUCAGUCUUCUGAACGAUCAAGUGAUGAUCAGUCUGUUAAAGUUAAAAAUUUUACAUGUCAUGAGUGUGGAAUGCAGUUUAAAACUAAAGGAAGAUUUGACAAACACAUACCUUGUCGCGUACAUAGAAAUUCUGAGUAUUUCCAGAAACCCCAUUUAAAGAGAGGCAGAAAAUCAUUGAAUUCAAAGUCAUUGAACAACAUUAAGCUUCCCUCUUGCUCAAUUCAGCGUAAAAAUAGUGACAGCGUGGAUCAAACCUCAUUACUUGUUCGUAUAAUUGGUAAACCUCUAAAACCAGACAAUUUCAUCACAUAUUUGAAUGACGAGUCAAACGAAGCAAAUGAUGCUAAUUUCUCACCUCGUAAACCAUCUAUUACGGGAAUUCUAAAAUUCCAUCUUUCGCCCAAUCAAACUAUUGAAUUUUUGGUUUGUGCAAAUAAAUUGGCUGUGAAACAGUGUAUUUCAGCAUUGGAUACCAAUUCACUGAUUGGUGAUGAUAGCACAGUAUUUGAUGGGAUGAAUAAUUGUAAUACAAAAGGAUAUUUAACAGAAUUAAACACUUCCUCAUCGUUACCACUCACUUCAUCAUCAUCUUAUCUGUCUACAGACUCUAUAUUAAUGCCAUCCUCCUCAUUAUCUUCAGUGAAUUCCGGUAAAGGGAAUCAAGAAGCUUACACAAAUUUAACAACUGUUUAUCAAAAAGAUUAUAUUUUUAACACACAUGAUAUAAAUAUGACAUCUAAUUCAUUAGAAUAUCAUGAUCGUAGUCAAGAUGAAUUACAGGCUGCACGAACCAUUCUAUCAUUAGCUCGUGGAAGUACUGAUGAUAUGGUUUUGAAUAUGGGACAAAUUAUGAUGGAAUUAGAUAAUGCACCAAAAGUGAAUAAUUCAUGUGAAAAGAGAGAUACGCCAUAUAAUACUGAUAUUAACAACACUAUAACGGAGUUGAAAACUCAAGGUGAUGAAAUCGCUGAACACCAUUCUCGUUGGAUGUCUAAACAAGAGAAUGAAACAAGUGAUAAGUCAGUGUCUAGUGUAUCAUCCACUGAACAUUCAGUUGGACCAAUCAGUAACUUAAAUGAAUUCUCAAAUACCGUAGUGGAAGAUAAGAUUUCGAAUGAUUUGAAUAAAUGUGUCUCAGGUGAUAACAUAACCACUACAACCAUUACCACCAACAACAAUAAUGUACCUCUUAGUCGCCAUACAGAUCAUUUAAUUGCUAUCCAACCUUCAAAGUUAUCAACUCAUUGUACUACAGAUGUUUGGAAUCCAAUCUCUACUUCACAGAAUAGUAGUAUUAAUAACAACAGUAAUAAUAAUACUAAUAAUAUUGUGGUACAGAGAAAAAUUCGUCCACCUCCUAAAAAAAGGCUUUCAACAAAUUAUACUCGGUCAAACUCGUCUCGUUCAUUUACAGACAAUACGAACUCGACUCCAAAACUUCAGGACAAUAUUAAUCAAACGAAGACUUCAUCUUCGAUCAACUGUGAACAAUUAACUGUUUCACAAUCUACCAAACAAGUUAUCAAUAUAUCAUCGAGUUACUCGUCUAUUUCAACGGAGCAAAUUGAUACGCAACUACCUAGUUUCCCUUCUACUUCAGGAAUCGGAUUACUUCCUACUCCUAUACAAUUUACUAAUGUUGUUUAUGGUAAUCCGAAUUUUAUUUCAUCACAAAAUACACCGUUAACUUCUUAUGUAUCAAACAUAGAUCCUAUUUCACAUCAAUCCAAUCCAAUGAAUGGAUUUACAAUGGUUUUUCCUUCACCUAGACCUAUUACACCUACACCAUCGACACUAAAUGGAUCUCAACCAUCUCCAAGUUUUUUCAUAUUACCUCAGUUAAUGGUUUUGCCUAGAUUUAUUGGUUCUUAUAUACCAAUGAUAACUGCACCAGAACCAUAUCCAUCUACAAUAAAUCCUAUUCAAAGUACGAAUUUGGCUGAAACACGACCAUCUACAUUUAUGACAAGUUCACUUGUAACACCUAUACCUACAGCUCAACCUGAAUUUUCAACAAAUCAUCCACCAGUUAAAACAAUCAUUCUUCAACCUCCUACAUCAACUAGUGUAUUUGGUGCUGAUAUAAACACUACAGUUUCUCAAUUAUCAGACGAUCAUCAAUCAAAGCCUGUUAAUAAUAAUACAUAUGAGGAUGUGAAGGAGACUAAUGGAUCCGACUCUAAUUUAAUAUUAUCACAUCAAUCAGAUACAUCAGUAAAUUCAGGAAAAGAUAAAUUAUUGCUACCACCAACAGUGAUUUCCAUUCCAAAUAGUCCAAGUUGUUCUAAAAAAUAUGAUAGUGCUAAAUGCGUAUGGAGCAGCGGUGGGUUUAACACGACUAAACCAAUUCCAAUAAGACCUGUACCCGAAGUUUCUAGAAUCAAAUCAAACAAUGCAUUAUCAACUGUACAAAAUAAAUCAUUACAAGACCAAUUUCAUACUGGAGCGGGACAAAACGCUUCGGAUCAAAAAAUGUUACCACUACUAGUUUCCAGUAAUGAUUUAACAAAUAAUUUCACUAAAUUAAAUCCUACUGUAACUACAUGUCUUGUCACCAGUACAUCUGCCAACAAUAUUAUUAUUCCUGCCAUUAAUUACAGUCAUUCUUCCUCUUCUUCUGCUUUCACUUCAUCCUUAUCUGGUAAUUUUAUUUCACCGAGCAAAAGUGUCGGUGUUGAAAUUUCAGUUGAUAGCAAACAAUCUCAUCAACAAGUUCAACACAACAAACUUGUUACAAUUUUACCAGCCAAUCAGCCCGACAGGAUCAAAUGUCAAUACCGACCAAUUCAUCAUAAAAGACGAAUAAAUUUUACAAAGCUCAACAAUCAUAAAAAAUAUUUAUCGAAUUCACUUAAUUCACAACGGUCUAACACUUCUAUACGUGGGAGAUAUCGUUGUCAAGAUAAUUCAUUGCAUACUACUAAAUCCUAUCACCAUUUGAAAAAACAUUGGCAUACACAUUCUAAUAUUCGACCGUUUGUUUGUCAUAACUGUGAUAUUUCUUUCAAAACACGCGGUAAUCUAAGCAAACAUAUGAAAUCUCGUUGUCAUCAUGACAGGUUUUUACGAGACUCAGGAUUCACCCAAGUUCCUUUAACGAGUAAUAGUUCUGUUACUCCUGUCGUUAAUCGAGAUUUCGAUCAUCAUUCUAGAGAAGUGCCUCGUGACUCAGAGAUUAAUAAAAAUAACAGUAUAUUUGAAGACCAUCAGAAUUAUCGUAAAUCAUCAAAUAUCUCUUCGGCAUCAUCAUCGUCAUUGUCCUCAUCGUGUAAAAGAAGAAACUUUUCAGGAGCAGUCAACAAUCGUUCAUUCCCUUUUGGUAGCAAAAGGAACCAAGUCAAAUCUUCAUUGUGUACUAAUUUUCAUGGAAUUACUUCUAAAUCAUUGUCAUCAACAUCAGCAACAACAACACCGACAUCAAUAUCAUCAUCAUCAUCAUUACCAGGAAUUAUGUCGUCUAAAGCUUCAACUUUACAGUCGAAUAUCACAUGCUCAAAUGUAGUGGAUUCAUCUAAUCGUAUUCCAGCUCCUAAUGUUAAUGCAGUUAAUUUAUCACAGGUGAUUUAUUAUUAUUUUAAUAAAAGGAUAAAUUAUUUUCGUCGUGUUUAUUUAUUCUACAGAUUUUACAUUAAAAAAACUUUUAUAAAACUCUCAUUAUUGCACAACAGAUGAAAAUUAUACAUUUUGUUCAAACUUCACCAUGAUUUCUUGUUAAAAAUUGGAUUAAUCAAAUAAUCUAAUAUGUAAUAUACUUGACAUGAAUUAAGUAAUUUUUUGGGAUAUAAUACUGCUUAAUGUUUGGUAGUGUUAUUUUUAGUAAUAACUAACAUUCAAAACUCAUAUAUACAUUUCGUUCUGUUUAAAAUUUGACAGUUGAUGUAUGCACUGAAACUUACAUUUUACCACUCAUGUCCUAAAAAAAGCUACUGAAUAUUGUUUAUCAGAGUGCUAAAUUGCAACAAUCUGUUUUUCCCAAUGAGUAUUGUUUGUAAAGUUAGUCUAAUAUACGAUUUUCUAAGUAAGACCAUGAAAAAUAUCGAUAUAUAAGUACAGAUAGUGAGUUAAACAACAAGCUAUUCAGGAUUUACCAAUGAAUUUAAGUGCUAAACCACAAGAACCAAUUGCUCUAAUAAAAUAUAUUGUUGAGCCAUCAGUUUAUACCAAAAUGAAUGGAAUUCAGUCGAAUCAUCUUAAUCAUUCAGAAAAUAUAUGUGAUAAACACGUUUCAAAUAAUUGUUUGUCAUCAGCUGAAGUAAUUGUUCAAACAGCUGUUGAAGCGGCUCGUAAUCUUGCUACAGAUAAACCAACUUUAAAACAAACAGAUAAAUUUAGUCAUUCUACACCAGAUUCAAAAAAUUCUGAAAGAAUACCCACUCCAGGAAAUUUAUCUGAUCAUGUAAAACCAAUCGAUGCUCAAGUGAUAAAUUUCAAUACAUCAGAUUUAGAAGAGCAAUAUUACUCUAAAGGAUUAUCCACUUCAACUCCAUGUUAUCAAGAAAAUGGUCGAAAUGAUAAAUCAUGUUCGCUUCCUUCUAGUAGCAGUAGUUGUACAACUUGUACAGAAGAUUCUUCUACAUCAGAAAAAUUAAAUAAGGAUAUGAAACAGAACAAUGUAAAAUCAUUAUAUACUUCAAAUAAACCAGAAUCUGAUGCACGACAAAGUCAUGGAGUUAAAUCUCACGCCUAUUUAAAGGAUCCACGCCCUUAUAAAUGUAAUAUGUGUCAUGUAGGUUUUCGUGUUAGUGGGCAUUUAUGUAAACAUUAUCGUUCUAAAUCACAUAUGUCAAAUAUUUUACAAAUGGCUCAAUUAUCAAAUAGUACAAUUGAACGUAUUUUACAAAGUCAUAUGGGCAAUCUUCAACUUAUUAAUCCAGAUACUGGUGAACUGAGUAUGCGAAUAUUAGAAAAAAUAAUUCCACCUUGUGAAUUUCCAGCAAUAACAACCGUUAAUUCAGGAACAAAUGGACAUAACUAAAAAUCUGCCCUAAUUGUAUCUGCUUUAACAAUUGUGAUUACAGUAUAAACUGUUUUUUGUACAUAUGAUCAAAAUUUUUAAAAUAAACAAUGAUACUUAUUUUUUGCG